CCAAACUUCCAAUUUUAGCGUGAACUAAACAUACUCUAGAUUCAAAUCUAGACAUUCUGUACUAAGUUCUUAUAUUUUGGGACGAUCGAUUUUAUUUUUAAAGAGAAAAAACAAGGAGAGAGAGGGAGGCGGAGACCCGUCACCAUCGCACCACACAUGGCGGACGGCGUCGCAACCACCGGAGCACAAGCUGCUGUUGCGACGCUACCAAAUUCCCAUCUCCACUAAUAAUAGCUGCGGCCACCGCCGCCGCCGCCGCCGCCUUGGUCACCAAAUCCGCCUACGGCGGCGCCGGCGGUGGGGGGCAUCGUCAUGGCGUCGCCGAGCAGCCGCGCGGUGGCCGUCGGCGGCGCGCUCCUCCUGCUCCUCGUCUUCGCCGUCCCAACCACCUUCCUCUACCUCACCUCCGCCCCCGCCGCCUCCUCCCCGAGCCUCCUCCUCAACCUCAAGCCGUUCGGCGCCCGGUGCGCGCCCGCCGCCGCCGCCGCCCCGCCGCUCAGGGUCUUCAUGUACGACCUGCCACGGCGGUUCCACGUCGGCAUGAUGGACGCCUCCGCCUCGGGGUUCCCCGCGUGGCCGCCGUCGGCGGGCGGGAUCAGGCGGCAGCACAGCGUGGAGUACUGGAUGAUGGCGUCGCUGCAGGGCGGGGGAGGUGGGGGGAACGGGUCGUCGUCGGAGGAGGGGAGGGAGGCGGUGCGGGUGACGGAUCCCGACGCGGCGGAGGCCUUCUUCGUGCCCUUCUUCUCGUCGCUCAGCUUCAACGUCCACGGCCGCAACAUGACCGAUCCAGAGACCGAGGCCGACCGCCUCCUCCAGGUUGAGCUUAUGGAGAUUUUAUGGAAAUCUAAAUAUUGGCAACGAUCUGCAGGCCGUGAUCAUGUGAUUCCCAUGCAUCACCCAAAUGCUUUUAGGUUUUUGCGUGAUAUGGUGAAUGCAUCUAUUCUUAUAGUUGCAGACUUUGGAAGAUACACAAAAGAAUUGGCUUCCUUGAGGAAAGAUGUUGUAGCUCCAUAUGUGCAUGUUGUAGAUUCCUUCCUUAACGAUGAUCCACCUGAUCCAUUUGAUGAUCGUCCUACACUGCUUUUCUUUCGAGGGCGUACAGUCAGGAAAGAUGAAGGGAAGAUCCGUGCUAAACUUGCCAAGAUUCUAAAAGGGAAGGAUGGUGUGCGCUUUGAGGAUAGCCUUGCAACAGGUGAAGGCAUUAAAACAUCUACGGAAGGCAUGCGAUCAUCAAAGUUUUGUCUCCAUCCUGCUGGGGAUACUCCUUCCUCGUGCCGACUGUUUGAUGCAAUUGUCAGUCAUUGUGUUCCUGUGAUUGUCAGCAGUCGGAUUGAGCUCCCUUUCGAAGAUGAGAUUGAUUACAGUGAGUUCUCCCUUUUCUUCUCAGUGGAAGAAGCUCUAAGACCUGAUUAUUUGCUCAACCAGCUCAGACAGAUCCAGAAAACGAAGUGGGUUGAGAUCUGGUCAAAGCUAAAAAAUGUCUCUCAUCACUAUGAAUUCCAGAAUCCACCCAGGAAGGGUGAUGCUGUGAACAUGAUAUGGAGGCAGGUGAAGCACAAAGUCCCUGCAGUUAAUCUUGCGAUUCACAGGAAUAGGAGAUUAAAAAUUCCAGACUGGUGGGGAUGAACCUUGGUGAAUUGUGUAUAUAUUAUCAUAUCGAUGGGGCGACGGCUGAAGUGACAUUUUUUGGGAUGUAUAUGAUGAAGUCAUGCUGGUCAUUCCUUGUGCACCAUCAAAAUCAAAAUGGGUCCGAGUCUCAUUCCACGCAGGUUUACUGACGCACUAACAUUUUUGUCCCCUUUUUUGUUCCUUCUAUGACAUCCUAACUAUUUUUUUCCUCUGAUUUUUACGAUAUAGUGGAAGCAAAUAAGUUGUAUUAAUGUUGUAGAGCAGAUUUUCAUCUGACAAUACAAAGACACAAAGCACCUAUGUUACAUAUCGGUCUAUCGGAUGUUGCAAUGUAUUCCCAUUAGAUACCACUCCUCUCUGUGAUUGAUACUUUUGUGUACCUUUUAGUUCUAGGAAGUUUCGUUAUGUGUAAA
Molecule: messenger RNA, 2042 nt
Organism: Oryza sativa Japonica Group (Japanese rice)
Lineage: Eukaryota; Viridiplantae; Streptophyta; Magnoliopsida; Poales; Poaceae
Product: probable arabinosyltransferase ARAD1
Molecular function (GO): glycosyltransferase activity
Source: RefSeq, a predicted model, not a curated record